GAUGCACAGUCUAUAUUUUUAGCUUUUCUUGUUGGCCACGCUUGUGUCCUCCCUCCCCUUCCUUUGUGCGUUAAUGAUCAUGCUCGUGCGUUAUGGCUAAUUUAUGCCCCGGUAUAUGUGUGUUAGAACGGUCAACACACGCACUCACAUUCCAACGAGAACAGGCGGUGCAAAAUGCCUAUCGCCAUUCUAUUCAACCGUUUUCUUUAUCCAGGGGAUGAAAAUAUAGAGUGCGCGACAAAACGCAUGGAUAUGUGAAUCUUUCUGCUUUAUCGGUGUAGCUGUUGCUCAUUCUCUCGUUUCGGGCGAUUCCGUUGUAGCUCUCUCGAUGAAGGUAGAAAAGCUGUACCCGGUCGCUUCUGCAUGUGUAUCAAUAACAUUCGCAGGAGAAGAAAGAAGAAAGAAGGUUGCGGUGCCUGUUUGACGGUGAUGUCUGGGUAGCUCGGAUGUGGUGAUCCCCAGACUGAACAGAGACUGAUACUUCCUCUGCCGUUGCCUGCGAGGUGAAAUGGACAUUGCAGAGGAAAGACCAUGAAGACAAGAACUCACAAAGAAUCAAUGCCCAUGCGCAGUGGGCGGAGGAGGGGGGGCAGUGAGGAGAGGAGGGGUAGACGCCCGCACCCCAGCCCGUCUCGAGCCGAACGCAACGACAGGCAAACGCAAAGAGCCACCGGUGAAGAAUUGGCUGCAAACCGCUUCAAUCGGCGUUCGCAAGGUCACGACUCAUCAGAGAGCGAAGGGGAGGAACAUGGGCCUCCACCGAAGAGGCAGAAAGUCCAGGAUCCCGCCCCAACCACAGCCCCCCCUGCUUCAACUAAUUCUACCGAGAAUACCCCCUCCACUGUCCCACCCCCACCCCCGGCUGUAAGCCAAUCACGGGAGAGUGACAAUGAGGAUGGACAAUCCCAAGGUAGCAGGAGCUCGGUUGUAGGGAGCCUGGCCAAUAGCAGCAGUAGUCUAAGCAGUGGGCGGGACAUAGACCAGGACAACCGGUCCUCCUCUCCGAGUCUCUCCGCCUCCCCAUUGGCCAGCCUGGACUCAGACUCCGACAGCCCUGAUUCGCCCAAGCAAGGAGAGAGGGAACGUGAAAAGGGGAAAGGGGGAGGAGUGGGGAAGUCAGGGGGGGAGGACAGAAGAACUGCGAGAGAGGCGAGAGGGGAGGAGUCUUGCGGAGAGGCGGAGAGGAGAGAUGGCGAUGGGAGGAUGGACGACAGUCCUGCUUUGAAGCCACCUACCGCCCCUUGCCCUUCCUCUGCCCUCACUCCCUCCGUCCGUGGAGGGGCUGACUCCAGCGUCGCCGAGGGCAACAGUGGCAGGAAGUCCUACUUCUCCUUGGACUCCAAGCUGGUGAAGGUGGAGUACGGAGGAGCCGCCGGCGGAGACGGAGGACAUGGCGGCAGUCGGAUGAACGCCAAAGCCAACACUCAGUGCGUGACCAAGACAACCGUCUCUGGGGGAGACUAUCCCCACGCCAACCCCAAUAUUCCGCACGCCCCUCCCCCACCGCUGCCCCCUCCACCCGCCCUGAAGCCGCUGGAGCUGGGGGGUCCGAACCUCCCAGUCGAGGCCAAGGCAGAAAGAGACAAGCUGGAGAAGGCUGAGAAACUCAUGGACAAGACCCAAUCCACGCCCCCUUCCCUGUUACCACAAACUAGCCCCUUGCCCCAGCCUCAGCCUUCACCCCACCCCCAUCACUAUAGCCCCACCAGCUGGCAGGGUGGCACGGCAACCGGUUGCCAGGGUAGCUGGGGUUACGCCCGUUACCCCGGUAACCACCACCCGCACCAGCCGCAGCACCAACCCCCAGUGCAGCAGCAGCAACUGCCAUCCGUCUACAACCCCCCCUCCUCCCGCCUCUCCUCCGCCUCGCGCCCCCCCUACCUCCCCCACCCCCACCCCCACAGGGAGUACCUGCCCAGGUACACUGGUGGGGGAGGGGACAGAGAGAGGGGGGCGACGGGAGAGCGGGAGAGGGGAGGCAGAGGCGAGUUUGGAGGGAGGGAGAUGAGCAGGGAGUUCUCUGCCAGUGUAAGCAGCAGCGGUGGGGGUGGAAACAACAACAACACUAGCGGGGGGAUGGGGGGGCCCAAUGGUCUGCAGGCCAGAGAGUUUGGCUCUCUGUCGGGGAGUCAGAACCGCGAGUACCCAGGUCUGGUAGCACAGGCCCCUGGGAGAGACGGACCCAUUGGUCCUGGGGGGAGAGAAUUUGGGUCAGGGUUUAGGGACAGAGAUAGAGAGAGGGACAGGGACAGGGAGAGAGAGGGAGGAAGGGAUUUCUCUCUGCCCAAUCAGAACCAGAGUCGAGACUUUGGAGCAAAUGGGACGGGACCUGGGGGAGGUCACUCCAGAGACAAGGAAGCGGGCAGGUGGGGCGAAUAUGGGGGGCAGACAAGAGAGGUGGGGGGGAACAGCAACUCUAACAACAACCCCAUGCCCCCGAGCAACCCUCCGGGCUCGGCUGGCGGGUUACCUGUGACACCCAUCCUAACCCGAGACCCCCCGUCUUCACCCCAAAGCACCACCACUCACCCCUCCCUCUCCUCCCUGCCACCUCAUUCUCACCCCCAUCCUCCAAACCCCUCCAACCGGGAAUACCCCCCCUCGAUAGACCAGGCCCCGCCCCCUUCCUCCGGCGGAGAGCACUUCCACAGGGAAUACGCCCCUCCAGGAGGGAAAGACUACCCACCUGGCGCAGCCUCCUCCACUGGCACCCCACGGGAGUACCCCAGCCCCCCCGGGAUGACCCCCAACCUGGGGAGGGACUACCCUGGUGGACCCCAUUCCUCCCACCCUUCCCACCCCUCCCAACCCCACUACCAGGUCCAGUCAGCCAGGGGCCGAGAGAGGGACUCGAACCUGCGAGAGGCAGCUCUUUAUCAGAGCCGCGGAGGCCCCGCCCAACCCCCCUCCCACUCUCCUUCCUCCUCCUCUUCCUCCUCGCACUACUCCCAUCCUCCCAACGCUCCCUAUCCCCCUCCACCUCCCCCCCCUCCUCUCCCUCCCCCCCAGACCUCUCUACCCCAGCCGCCCACCUCGGGCCUGGGACCAAACCACACACGUCCGGUGCAGUACCCCUCGUCCAAUCAGACUCCUUCCACCCCCCAUUCGCCCUUGUCCAGCACGGCAACCAAUCAGAUGGGAGGGUUUCCAUCUUUCCCUCCUGGUGCCUCCUCCGGAGCAAACAUGCCACUUCCUGGUUCGGGCGUGUCUUCUACCUGUUCCCCAGGGUGUAGGCCCUCCUCCUACCACGGCACCUUAAACAGCCACCCCCCCUUCAGUGGCCCCUACCACCCCAAUGGGAACAGUGGCAGUAACCCGGCCCACAGCAAUAGUAGCAGUGGCAUACCCAACAACAACAGCAAUAGCAACUCGAACUCCCACUCUCUCUCGCCCCCUAACGCCUCCAAGGGACCUCUUGGCAACCCUGGCAACAACAACGGCACUUCAACCCCCAGCUCCAGCUCCACACUUCCUGGAGACGGGCAUUCGGAUUCGUCUACUGGCCCUCUCCCUCCGCCCGUCAUCAAGGAGGAACCAAUAGAGGAACGGGAGGAGAGCGAGAGCCCGCCCCCGGUGUUGAGAAGCCCGUCCCCUGAGCCCAAACUUGUCGACGUUCCAAUCCACGCCAGCCAGUCCGCGAGGUUCCACAGGGUUCUAGACCGGGGCAGUGGGAACUCGUGCGCUCGCAGCGAUGUUCUGUUCGUCCCGCUGGAUGGAUCCAAACUGUGGAAGAAGAGGAACGAGGUGAUCGAGAGGGCCCGUCGAGAGGUGGAGCAGAGAGCCAGAGACCUGCGAGAGAAAGAGAGAGAACGAGAGCGAGAACGGGAAAGAGAGAGGGAACUGGAGAGACACCUACAACAACAGAAGGACAACAACAACAACAACGCCGUAGGAGGAGGGCUACGCCAAGGCUCCUCCCUCUUCUUCCCCUCGUCUUCCUCCAUCCUCCUCGACCCUUCAUCCUCCUCCUCCUCUUCCUCUGGCAACCCUGCCUCCCACCCUCCCCCUCACCCCCAGCACCACCACCCCCACCCCCACGCUCACCUGCACCCCUCCCACCCUCUUCACCCUUCCCUCUCUCACUCCAUCCCCCACUCCCUCCUCCUCCCGUCCAUGGGAGGGGCAUCAGCAGUAGUUGGGGGUCCCCAGGGGGCCCUAGGGAUCGGGUUAGGGGGUCCCUACCUGGGUCCUGACACACCUGCUCUGAGAACUCUGAGCGAGUACGCGCGGCCGCACGCCAUGUCUCCCCUAGGCGCGGCCAGCCGAGCGCAGGCCCACCACCCUCACGUUCACCACCACGCCCACCCCCACGCCCACCCCCACGUCCACCCUUCCUUCUUCCUCCCCCAGUUCCAAAACCACGGCUUGGGCCACCCUCACCACCUCCCCGCCGACGCUGCCACGGCAGCCGCCAUCUUGGGGUUCCUGUACGGGGGUAGUCUGGAGGGGGGUCAUGGGGGAGUACCUGGGGGGCCGGGGCCAGGGGGGAUGGGCGGUGCAGGGAUGGGCUUCCCUCAUGCGAUGGCAGCCCACAGGGACCGCAUGAAGCCGGGCUUUGAGUUUAAGAGUGAGGAGAGGAUGUAUCCGCCGGUCUCCAUGGCAGACCAAACGGCUCUUGCCCUCGCUCACUCCCACUCGCACGCCCACGCCCAUGCCCACGCACACGCCCACUCCCUCCUGUUAGGGGGUGGAGGAGGGGGGGGUGGCGAGGUGUCACUCUAUGGCACGCCCCCUCCUUCAGCCCCUCAAGCCCCACCCCCUCUCCAGAACCCGGGGCUAGCCCCUGUGAGCCGACCCCCCAACCCCUCCGCCCCCCGGCCCCUCUCCAACCCACCCCCAUCCUCCAUAGUCCCUCCCCCACUCCCCACCCACCCCGUAACCACACCCACCGCUGCUCCUCCUCCCCCAGCCCCCGCCGCCCCUCCUCCAGCUCCUCCCCCUCCGCCCUCCUCCUCUAACCCCGCUUCAUCCCACCAUCAUCCCUCCCCCCACCCUUCCUUCCCCAGCUCCCUCCACUCUCACCCCCCACCCGCCCCCACCCUGGGUCCAGCCGCCCCCGCUGAGACCUACCCCACUCCCACUCGCUCGCCCGCCUCCUCGGAGAGAGAGAGGAGCGGGGAGAGGGAGAGAGAGAGAGAGAGGGAGAGAGACAGAGUGGGGCUGCCAGCCAGUGGGGAGAGAGAACAAGAGAGGGAGAGAGAAAGAGGGGCAAGUGGUGGAGGAGGAGGAGGAAGCGGAGGAGGAACAGGAGGAGGAGGUGGUGGUGGAGGAGGAGGAGGCGGAGGAGGAGGAGGGGAGAAUCUGGGGCGUCUCCAGAUGUUGAACGUUACGCCACACCAUCACCAGCACUCACACAUCCACUCCCACCUACACCUGCACCAGCAAGACACAGCGGCGGGCGGGGUGCACCCCCUGAUGGACCCGCUAGCAUCGGGGUCUCCCCUGGCACGCCUGCCCUACCCCGGAGCCUCCCUGGGCACCCCCAUCCUGGCACACCCCCUCACUGAUAGCGAGGUGCUACGCCAGCAGCUCUUCGGCGCUCCGUUCCGCGAGCUUCCCCAGCCCUCCUCUCUCUCUGGCCCCAUGUCCGCGGCCCAUCAGCUACAGGCCAUGCAGCAGGCCCAGAGCGCUGAGCUGCAGAUUCAGAGGCUGGCCCUGGAACAGCAGUGGAUCCACCACCAUCACCACCACUCCCUCACCCAGGACGAGUACUACAGCCACUUGAAGAAAGAGAGUGACAAGACUUUGUGAGGGAAGGAAAGAGAGGGGGGACGUGUCCAAGGAUGACAAGCGGAAGACAGGAGAGAAUAAUGUGCAAAAAGGAAAACAAAACAAUGAACGAAAGCACUGAACAAUGAAGAAAGAUUUUAAAGAAAAACAUGGACAGGACACAUCAUAGGACUGACCUGACUGCGAGGAAGGGGUUAAAGAAUGGAGGGAGGGAGAGCGAGGAGUGAAAAUGUUGCGCACAGUCCUUGUGUUUACUGUACGGUGUCCUAGAUCCAGACUCCGGCGCUUCUUAGCGUAUGUUGUUCAACUCCAGUCUGUUUUGUAAUGUGCUCUGUAUAUUAGGCGGGGGCAGCAAUAUAGUGCAGUACAGUAUGUGUAAAAUACCUUUAUGCCAGAACGAAUGUGUACAUGAGUCUUUCUUUUCUGUCAUUGCAUGUAGCUAGGCGCUUCUUCUGAACUGGUGGAACCUUUAAUCUAUUUUUAGUAACGAACCCCUUUGUACCUGAGGUGUUCUAUGAGUAUGCAUGAGCCCAACGACUUAGAGUCGUGUUAUGUUUAUGAUCAAUAGUAUUGUUAUAAUUAUUGUUGAUGUGUUGUCUGUUUCAUGAUAAUUAUAUAAUUAUAUAUACAUAUUAUUUUCUAUUAUUUUUUUACAUUUUCAUGGUAUG
This is a messenger RNA of Hypomesus transpacificus, 6398 nucleotides long. It is a transcript of the gene atn1, whose product is annotated as atrophin 1. The coding region runs from base 532 to 5751 and encodes 1739 amino acids. Lineage: Eukaryota; Metazoa; Chordata; Actinopteri; Osmeriformes; Osmeridae. Gene Ontology annotation, cellular component: nucleus. Gene Ontology annotation, molecular function: transcription corepressor activity. The transcript has 10 exons. The record is from RefSeq and is a predicted model, not a curated record.